UUCAAUUAUCAAUCGUGUCGUUCUAUACUCUUUGUCUGUCAUAAACAAACUGUGGUUAUAGUUGGUAAUUUCUGCUAGUAAUAUUUUAUUCGUAUAAGAAUAUAGUAAAUAAAGAAAUUUAAUUCCUAUAAUAACAAUAAUUCCAAUGGCGGAACCAAAUACUGAACCACCUACAAAUGAAACAGAAGGAAAUUAUUCAACACCAGCUAAUGAUCCAAAAAACAUGCAAGAGGUGACUCAAUAUGUACAAUCCCUUUUACAAAACAUGCAGGACAAGUUUCAAAGUAUGUCAGAUCAAAUCAUCAACAGAAUAGACGAAAUGGGAACAAGAGUUGAUGAAUUGGAGAAGAAUAUCACAGAUCUUAUGACACAAGCCGGUGUAGAUAAUGAAAAGUAGAAUGUAAUCACUUUUGUAUCAUGCUACCACUUUUAUUUACCCAAAGAGUUUAUUACACAUCAGUGCUUCAAAUUGAAAUGAAAAUAAUAUACAUAUACAAAAUGUAAAUUCAUACCUGUUUAUACCUCUGUAAGUACCGAUUAGUAAAAAGCUCAAUAUGUUUUAUAUAAAAAUAUUCCAUUUAGCUUUAGGAGAACACUAAUAGACUAGAGUUAUGUAUUUGUAAUCAAAAGUUUGAUAUUUCACAACUUUAAUGCAAUAAGCUGAUAGACUAGUAUAUUAUUAUUAUUAUACAGGUUGAAGUUAAAAUUCCUAGCAUCCUUUUUAAUGUUUAUAUAUUUAAAGGAUGCUAUGAUAUAGUUUUCACUCUGUAUAUUGUCUUGAGUUAGUAAUUUUAUUGCCUUAAGAAUAUGUAUUUCUCAUUUGAUACAUGUUUACUACUCAUAAUUAAAGAUUGUUUUUGAAAGACAUGGUUAUCUAUUUUAUCACAUAGAUACUGUUUGAAGUCAAUUUUUAUAAAUAUUGAACAUGAAUAAUUAGGAUUGUCAUCCCUAGGUUUCCCUAUAUGUAUUCUCAUUUGGAAUGCAGUUAAGGAGCAUCUGGAUUAAUUUCAUUACCAAUUUUUAAAUACUUUUUUGUAUUGAUUAGUAAAAACAUCCAGAUUUUUCAUCUUUCUGUUUUGGUUUGUUGAUUUUACAGAUGACAAUCCUAAUUCGAAUAUAUAAUUGGGAUUUUUUUAUGGAUCUUGGCGAAUGACAAGGCAGCCCAUAUGAUGAAAAAUGGUUAUAUCACUUCUAGAAAUGAACAGCGCCAUGGAUAUUAUAAAAUACACCAGGGCGUCCAUGACAAAUUUAAAUGGUUUUCCAUUUCUGAGGACUAAGGAAACUCCUUACCCUCUAAUCUUACUGCUGUAUGUCCCAUGUUACAAACAAUAGUUAUUGUCAUUUUCACACCAAUUCCCUUAACAUUGUUAUUCAGUUAUAAAACUGCUUUUGUAUUGGCAAAAAUGUUGACAAGGGCUAGCUGUUUCCCGUUGUAUAGGCUGUUUGCAAGAUAUAAUAGGUAACAAAAAAAUAUGUUAGUCGGGAGCCUGUAACUUUUUAUUAUUUCUCAACCCAUUUGCGUGUUAUUAGACAGGCAAUAAAUUAUUAUGUGGAUAUAGAUAUGUGACAUACAUUAACAUUAAUAAUUAAAAUUAGGCGAUAUUUAAGGUAUGAAUGGUUACUUAUCAGUAACAACCCUAAUGUAUGUUUAUUUUGUAAUUAAAAUACAUUGUUUCUAUAA
Molecule: messenger RNA, 1681 nt
Organism: Galleria mellonella (greater wax moth)
Lineage: Eukaryota; Metazoa; Arthropoda; Insecta; Lepidoptera; Pyralidae
Product: heat shock factor-binding protein 1
Exons: 2
Coding region: 146-397 (83 amino acids)
Biological process (GO): cellular heat acclimation
Cellular component (GO): cytosol; nucleus
Molecular function (GO): transcription corepressor activity
Source: RefSeq, a predicted model, not a curated record